AUGAGGGUACUUACCAAGAUUGAGAAUCUUGAACAGAAGUACGCCAUAGCCUUGAUGGUAUAUGCAGAUGAGUUAGAGACAAUAGCUGUCGAGUUGACUUACAAUCUCGGUGUGACACAACAUUCCAAGGGAAAUGGAUAUUCCCAGGUUGCUAUUGGCACCGAUGAUGUAUACAAGAGUGCUGAGAUUGUUAAUCUCAUUACUGAAGAACUCGGUGGAAAGAUAACACAACCACCCAGUUUGGAUAGCCAAAUGACCUCCAAGAUUAUCAGUUUUCUUGAUCCUGAUGGCCGGCAAAUUGUGAGAUUAACAAUCCUUUUAAUAAGUACGGACAGGGAUGAAAUCCCGGUUUCUGAGAUUCCAAAUGGAAAAAUGAUCCAUACCAAGUCACAAGAAGAAGAGGCUUACCUGGACUGA
This is a messenger RNA of Cucumis melo (muskmelon), 417 nucleotides long. Its product is annotated as lactoylglutathione lyase GLX1-like. The record is from RefSeq and is a predicted model, not a curated record. NCBI's taxonomy places the organism in Eukaryota, Viridiplantae, Streptophyta, Magnoliopsida, Cucurbitales, Cucurbitaceae. Bases 1 to 417 code for a protein of 138 amino acids. Gene Ontology annotation, cellular component: cytoplasm. Gene Ontology annotation, molecular function: lactoylglutathione lyase activity. The transcript is spliced from 3 exons.